AUGUCGCCGUCACUCGUAUCAUCUAUAAUCCGAUCGCAUUCAUUGGUUCCUACAUCUCAUCCACCAUUCAAUUUUGUACCACCAAAAUUCCCGGUCUCGCUUGAACAACACGGGCAUUUACUUGUCGAAUAUAUUUCGUCGAUGUGUCUGGCAUUUAAUACUCAAGCAAUGAGUUACAUCAUGACACUAGCCGAUUCUCAUCGAAUUGAUACGUUGACGAUGCAACGUGAAUUUCUCAUUAUCGAUGCUGAUCGACAACGUCAAAUUAGUCUAUUAACAAGUGGACUAUUAAAAGCAACGAAUCGAUUCAAUUUAAGAGGUGCUAUUGCAUUUAUUCGUGAACGAAUCAAAAAUCGUUCAUCUUCGUUUGCCAUGAGCGCCAAUGACGAAUAA
This is a messenger RNA of Didymodactylos carnosus, 393 nucleotides long. Lineage: Eukaryota; Metazoa; Rotifera; Eurotatoria; Philodinida; Philodinidae. The record is from the annotation of a GenBank genome assembly.